AUGGGGUUUGCUUUAUUUGGUUCCAUUUUCAUUUUCUCACUUUUCUUUAAGUCAAACCUUGGUCAACAACAAGAACAGUCAAUGGCCAAUACAGAUGAGUUCUUCAUCUCUCAGUUUUUUGAAAAAAUGGGGAUAAAUUCAUCUUCUUCUUCUCAUGUUUACAAUCUAUCUUCAUCUGUUUGUUCAUGGGAAAUUGUGUUCUGUGAUGCUAAACAAGAGAAUGUGAUUGGUCUUGUUGCUCCUGAUUUGGGACUCACUGGCUCCAUCCCUGAUAACACCAUUGGCAAACUCAGAAAGCUUCAAUAUCUUGAUUUAAGCAGUAAUGGAAUCACUGAUUUCCCAUCUGAUUUUUGGAGUUUGGUUUCCAUCAAAACCCUCAAUCUUUCAAACAACAAAUUCUCCAUAAAUCUCCCUACCAACAUUGGGAACUUUGGAUUGCUUGAAAGACUUGACCUUUCUUUCAACAAUUUCUCUGGAAGUCUUCCUGAUUCCUUGAGUUCUCUUACCAGUUUACAACUUCUCAAUCUCAAUCAAAACCAGUUUGAUUCCAUCAUUCCAUUGGGGUUCAUAAGCUGCCAUUCUUUGAUCUCCAUCGACCUUUCUUUCAACAGAUUCCAUGGAAGUCUUCCUGAUGGUUUUAACACAGCUUUUCCUAAGCUCAAAAGCUUGAAUCUUGCUGGAAAUGGGAUCACUGGAAGGGGGUCUGAUUUUUCCAAGAUGGUUUCAGUAACUUAUCUCAACAUUUCCAAGAAUCUUUUCAAGGGUUCUGUUGUUGAAAUCUUCCAGGGGCCAUUGGAGGUGGUUGAUUUAAGCAGUAACCAGUUUGAAGGUCAUAUUUCUAAGGUAAACUUCAGUUCAACCUUCGAUUGGUCCCAUUUGGUUCAUCUUGAUUUGUCUGAUAAUGAGAUUAGUGGACAGUUUUUCAGCAAUUUAAACCAAACCCAUAAUCUCAAACACCUUAAUCUCGCCAACAACAGGUUUUCCAAACAAACUUUCAUCCACAUUGAUGAACUCCAUAGUUUAGAGUACCUCAACUUAUCGAAAACCAACUUAAUCGGUCGAAUUGCGGAUGGAAUCACGAUGUUAACUCAUCUGAAAACACUCGAUCUUUCGAAUAAUCAUCUUGCUGGUAAACCCCCACUUCUGAGCUUCAAAACCCUGCAAAAUCUUGAUCUUUCCAACAAUAACUUAACUGGAGACAUACCCAUGUCUCUCUUGCAGAAACUUCCAUGGAUGGAAAGAUUCAACUUUUCUUACAACAAUUUAACUCUUUGUGAUUAUGAGUUUUCCCUCGAAACCCUUCAAUCAGCGUUCAUUGGUUGUUCGAAUAGUUGCCCCAUUGCUGCAAACCCGACCCUUUUCAAGAGAAAACCCCAUAGACAUCGAGGACUCGAGCUCGCUUUGGCUCUAGCCGUCACUUUAGUCUGCUUGCUUGUGGCUUUGCUACUCUGUGCAUUCGGUUGUCGAAGAAAAACCCGGAUGUGGGAUGUUAAACAAGAAUCUUGCAACGAAGAACAUGCCAUAUCUGGUCCGUUUUCUUUCAAAACGGAUUCAACCACUUGGGUUGCAGAUGUAAAGAUUGCAUCUUUAGUGCCUGUAGUGAUCUUUGAGAAGCCAUUGCUGGAUUUCACCUUCUCUGAUCUUCUUUCAGCCACUUCAAAUUUUGAUAGAGGAACCCUUUUGGCAGAAGGGCGAUUCGGGCCGGUUUACAGAGGCUUCUUGCCAGGUGGAAUCCACGUGGCUGUUAAGGUUUUGGUCCAUGGUUCCACCAUGACUGACCACGAAGCAGCGAGAGAGCUUGAGUAUCUUGGAAGGAUAAAACACCCGAAUCUUGUUCCUUUAACUGGAUAUUGCUUGGCUGGUGAACAAAGAAUCGCGAUUUAUGAUUACAUGGAGAAUGGAAAUCUCCAUAAUUUGCUUCAUGAUCUCCCUCUUGGAGUUCAAACCACAGAAGAUUGGAGUUCUGAUACAUGGGAAGCCGAUGAAAGCAACAGUAACGGAAUUCAAAACGUGGGGUCCGAAGGUCUGUUGACCACGUGGCAAUUUCGGCAUAAGGUUGCGCUUGGCACAGCUCGUGCAUUGGCGUUUCUCCACCACGGAUGCUCGCCGCCGAUCAUCCAUAGAGACGUCAAGGCGAGCAGUGUUUAUCUUGAUUACAAUCUCGAACCAAGAUUAUCCGAUUUCGGGCUUGCGAAAAUCUUUGGAAACAGUGUCGAUGACGAAACCGCUCAUGGGUCCCCUAGAUACACGCCACCAGACGACACGAUCACCCCAAAAUCCGAUGUCUACGGAUUCGGGGUGAUUCUUCUCGAGCUGAUCACAGGGAAAAAGCCUGUUGGCGAUGAGUAUCUGGAUGAUGAUAACUCGAAAGCUCCAAAUUUGGUUAGUUGGGUUCGAGGGCUUGUGAGGAUGAACCGUGGUUCACGAGCCAUAGAUCCAAAGAUUCGAACCACAGGCGAUGAAUGUCAAAUGGUGGAGGGAUUGAAAAUCGGGUAUCUAUGCACAGCCGAUCUUCCGGCAAAGCGGCCGAGCAUGCAACAAGUGGUCGGACUUCUAAAAGAUAUCGAACCGCUACGAGCUAGUGAAGAAAUAUAAAAAAUUCGGGUUUUUUUCAUGCAGUUUCUUUUCAUUACUCGUUUUGUCGUUGGAGGGAGUUUGUUUGUCGGUUUUUACAAGCCGUAAAUGUUUCAUAUCGUUAUGAAAGAAAUCAACAAACCCAAAAAGAAAAUCAUCGUAUUGUAUUAACUUGUAUCUUACACGGUAAAUUUUGUAUAUCGU
Messenger RNA from Cynara cardunculus var. scolymus (artichoke), 2778 nucleotides. Its product is annotated as probable LRR receptor-like serine/threonine-protein kinase At2g24230. The record is from RefSeq and is a predicted model, not a curated record. Gene Ontology annotation, biological process: protein phosphorylation. The coding region runs from base 1 to 2595 and encodes 864 amino acids. The transcript has a single exon. Gene Ontology annotation, molecular function: protein binding; ATP binding; protein kinase activity. NCBI's taxonomy places the organism in Eukaryota, Viridiplantae, Streptophyta, Magnoliopsida, Asterales, Asteraceae.